AUGGCCACAGCUAACAUCCCCGCGAUUGCCGUGGUGGCUUCAUCACGAGCCGUCAUCUCCGGCCGUUUGACCUCUGCUACGGUGGUGAUCUCUCGGACUACGGGCAAGAUCACUGCCGUCUUCGACUCGGUGAUUCCCGCAUCGGAAUUCCCCACCGGCACACCCUAUACCGACUACUCGCCCCACGUCCUGCUGCCCGGCUUGGUCGAUGCUCACGUUCACCUGAAUGAGCCCGGCCGUACCGAAUGGGAAGGCUUUUACACCGGCACCCAGGCCGCUGCCUUCGGUGGCGUUACCACCGUGAUCGACAUGCCCCUCAAUGCCAUUCCACCCACCACCACGGUAGCAGGACUGAAAGAAAAAGUCCAGGCUGCCCAGGGCAAGUGCUGGGUAGAUGUCGGCUUCUAUGGCGGUAUCAUUCCCGGCAAUGCCCACGAACUCAAGAACCUCGUCCACGAAGGUGUCCGAGGCUUCAAAGGGUUCUUAAUUGACAGUGGCGUGGAGGAGUUCCCUGCUGUUAGCUCUGACGAUAUCCAAAAGGCUAUGGCUGAACUGGCAGAUGAGCCCACCACACUCAUGUUCCAUGCUGAGAUGGUGCCCCCGAUCACCGCCUCGGUGGGAGAUGAGAUCCAAAAGUCUGACCCCCCAGCCGCACCCACUGGCCCUCUUGAGGCGUACUCGACCUUCCUGGCGUCGAGGCCCUCGUCGUUUGAGACCUGUGCCAUCGAACGGAUCCUGUCCAUGGCCCAUUUGGCCCCCAACCUUCCCCUGCAUAUUGUCCACCUCUCCGCCAUGGAGGCCAUUCCCCUGCUGCGGGAGGCGCGUGCACAUGGAGUCAAGGUCACCGCCGAGACCUGCUUCCACUACCUGUCGCUGGCGGCCGAGGAGGUGCGUGACGGCGACACUCGUCACAAGUGCUGUCCGCCCAUCCGGUCCCAGCUGAACCAAGAUGGGUUGUGGGAGGAGCUGGAGAAACACACCGGCAACGGCGUCAUCAAGACCGUUGUAUCGGACCACUCCCCCUGCACCCCAGACCUCAAGCAGCUCCCGUCCCACGUGCCAGGCCACUGCAGCGGCGGGGAGGGUGAGGAAGAAAGCGGCAACUUCUUCUCCGCAUGGGGCGGCAUUUCUUCCGUCGGCUUAGGGUUGCCCAUCCUUUGGACCGAACUCAGCCGCCGCAAGGGCCUGACGCCUGCGCCGGACGACCAGAACACCAAGACGGCACUGCAAGACGUCGUUCGUCUCUGCUGUGCCAACACCGCCGCCCAGGUCGGCCUGCAGUCGCACAAGGGCGACUUGGUCGUGGGCUUCGAUGCCGACAUCUGCGUCUUCGACGACACCGCCGAGUGGGUCGUCGAGCCUAGCACCAUGCUCUUCCGCAACAAGUGUUCCCCCUACCAGGGCCGCACUCUGCGCGGCAUGGUCCGUGAGACCUGGCUGCGCGGUGAACGCAUCUACAACCGUGACCAGGGCUUCGCCGAUAAAAACCCCGCCGGCAAAUUGCUCCUCGAGAAACGGGUUUGA
Molecule: messenger RNA, 1524 nt
Organism: Penicillium alfredii
Lineage: Eukaryota; Fungi; Ascomycota; Eurotiomycetes; Eurotiales; Aspergillaceae
Product: allantoinase alX
Exons: 2
Coding region: 1-1524 (507 amino acids)
Biological process (GO): allantoin catabolic process; purine nucleobase catabolic process
Cellular component (GO): cytoplasm
Molecular function (GO): allantoinase activity; zinc ion binding; cobalt ion binding
Source: RefSeq, a predicted model, not a curated record